UGGCAGAAAAAAAAAUAAAUAAGUCGACCAGAUUGCGAUAUCUUUAACUUGAUUUUUCGCCGCCUUCUUUCCAAAAUCUUGCGAGUGCCAGAAGACGAUAGGAUGGUGCCUCUGUUCUUUCCUAGGGCUUUUAGAUUGCCAAUUUCGCAUCGUUCCGAUCGGAUCUCUGGGUUUUGAAGUUUUCUUCGUAUGAUUUCUUCGCCGGAAUCAUGAGAGCUCGCCUGGUGGUAUUCCCGAUCAGAGGGAGGAACUGGUGCUUCACCCGAUCCCUGGACUCCGUCUCCGGCCCCGAAUCCUCGUCGCCGCCUCCUGCAUUGAAGGAUCUCUGGAGAAAGAUCUCCUCCCAUGGCCGUCCGGUGCAGGAGAAAGCUGAGAUCGUCGUCGACUUCGGAGCAGAUAAAAUGAAUAGAGCUUGGAUUGGUCUCGAGAAGGCUCCUUCUGGGACAUUCAAGAGUAAAAUCCACAGUCUGGGAUUGCGGCUGUUGUCGCGAGUGAAGCCGUCUGAAAUAUUCCUGAAGUCAGUUUCCAAGGACAUUACAAAGGUUGAAAUUACUUACCCCUCGAGUUUAAAUCCCCGUCUUGUACGGCGAAGAUUACGACACAUAGCUAUGAGGGGAUCUGCAAUUCACAAGAGAUAUUUUUAUAGUUCAGUUUUCUUGCUUCCAUUUACAACCAUUUUAGCUGUUUUACCAUUGCCAAACAUACCUUUUUUCUGGAUCUUGUUCCGUGCAUAUUCUCAUUGGAGAGCUCUCAAGGGAAGUGAGAGGCUCCUAUUACUAGUUUCGGACUGUUCAAGGUCAUGGAGUUUGCUUAGGGGCAAUGGGAAGGAAAAUGGGUCUAUGAAGGAUUCCAAUUGUAGUCCAGACAAUGAGGAUUCCAAUUGUAGUCCAGACAAUGCUCCUGAGUCUCCAUGGGUUUUAAAGCCUUCUGAUGACCUCGAGAGACUUGUUCAGAGAGAUCCUGAGGAUGGUGUCAGUUGUUGCACAAUCUCCAGCAUCUGCAAGGAAUAUGAUCUGGACAAGAAGGAUGUAUUAAAGUUCAAGGAGUUUCUGUAGUUUGUUUCUCAGACACACUGAAGCUGAACCCAAGUUUGAGCCUACAUGUUUAGUUGCCUAACACCUAACACCUAUUCCAUCGAAGACCAAGCCAACGACGUGAUAGGACCAAGAGAGUCGGUAUAGAAGAUGCAUGUGCUGGGACAGGCUCAAUGAUGAAAUUUUGAUUACAUGAAAAUGUUCAUUGUAGUUGUAAGAUCAAAUAAGACAGUUACUUUUCUUUUCUUUUCUUAAUUUUUCCCUUUAUUCAUACUUUUUAGUUUAGAAACUAUUGGGAGGUUCUGCAAAAUAUUUUCUUCUUGUAAUAAACCUUUUUCUAAAACAUUUCAUUGGGAAGUGAUUAAAUUUCAUGAUCU
Phoenix dactylifera (date palm) is the source of this 1411-nucleotide messenger RNA. RefSeq names its product K+-H+ exchange-like protein. Gene Ontology annotation, biological process: potassium ion transport; proton transmembrane transport. Gene Ontology annotation, cellular component: mitochondrial inner membrane. NCBI's taxonomy places the organism in Eukaryota, Viridiplantae, Streptophyta, Magnoliopsida, Arecales, Arecaceae. The record is from RefSeq and is a predicted model, not a curated record.